This is a messenger RNA of Vespula pensylvanica (western yellowjacket), 2810 nucleotides long. It is a transcript of the gene Sec23, whose product is annotated as protein transport protein Sec23A. Gene Ontology annotation, biological process: COPII-coated vesicle cargo loading; endoplasmic reticulum to Golgi vesicle-mediated transport; COPII-coated vesicle budding. The record is from RefSeq and is a predicted model, not a curated record. Gene Ontology annotation, cellular component: COPII vesicle coat; endoplasmic reticulum exit site. Lineage: Eukaryota; Metazoa; Arthropoda; Insecta; Hymenoptera; Vespidae. Gene Ontology annotation, molecular function: zinc ion binding; GTPase activator activity. The transcript has 12 exons. The coding region runs from base 181 to 2508 and encodes 775 amino acids.
UAUUACGAGUGACGUGGCUGGAGUGACAGCACGAGUUAUGCGUUUUUCGAUAAUGUUACAUAGUUUUGAAUUUUAUAAACUAAUAUAAAAUAAAUAUGAGAGUUUAAUAAGAACACAAUUGUAAUAUUUACAAAAUUACAAAAAUUUAAAGAAGUAAAUUUAAUUGUAAAAAGAAACAACAUGACAACGUAUGAGGAUUUUAUUCAACAAAAUGAGGAUCGCGAUGGAGUUCGUUUUACUUGGAAUGUCUGGCCAUCAUCACGUAUUGAUGCUACUAGGCUUGUUGUUCCCUUAGGAACACUUUAUCAACCUAUUAAAGAACGUCCGGAUUUACCACCUAUUCAAUAUGAUCCAGUUUUGUGUACUAGAUCUACAUGUAGAGCAAUUUUAAAUCCAUUAUGUCAAGUAGAUUACCGUGCAAAACUAUGGGUCUGCAAUUUAUGUUUUGGAAGAAAUCCUUUUCCACCACAAUAUGCAGCUAUUUCAGAACAACAUCAACCAGCUGAACUAAUUCCUAUGUUUUCAACAAUCGAAUAUACUAUAAUGAGAGCACAAUGUCUCCCUCCUAUCUUUUUACUCGUUGUUGAUACAUGUAUGGAUGAUGAAGAGUUAGGUGCACUUAAGGAUUCACUUCAGAUGUCUUUAUCUUUGCUUCCACCUAAUGCUUUAAUUGGUUUGAUUACUUUUGGAAGGAUGGUUCAAGUGCAUGAGUUAGGUUGUGAAGGAUGUAGCAAAAGCUAUGUAUUCCGUGGUACUAAAGAUUUGCAGCCAAAACAGGUUCAAGAUAUGCUUGGUAUUGGUAGACCAAUACCUGGUCAAAAUCCAAAUCAACAGAGAGGUUCUGGUGGACAGCCCUUACCACCGGCUAAUCGAUUUUUACAACCAGUACAUAAAUGUGAUAUGAGCUUAACAGAUUUACUUGGAGAGUUGCAAUGUGAUCCUUGGCCAGUCGGACCAGGAAAACGUCCAUUGCGUUCAACUGGCAUGGCAUUAGCUGUUGCUACAGGACUUUUGGAAGCUAGCUAUGCGAAUACUGGAGCCAGAAUCAUGCUCUUUGUUGGAGGACCAUGUUCUCAAGGUCCUGGUCAAGUUGUAACAGAUGAUCUUCGUCAACCCAUCAGAUCGCAUCAUGACAUUCAAAAGGAUAAUGCAAAGCAUAUGAAAAAAGCUACUAAACAUUAUGAUGGUCUUGCUUCUCGUGCUGCCACUAAUGGUCAUAUAAUUGAUAUUUAUUCAUGUGCUCUUGAUCAAACCGGAUUAUUAGAAAUGAGACAGUGUUGUAAUUCAACGGGAGGUCACAUGGUAAUGGGAGAUUCAUUUAAUUCAUCUCUUUUUAAACAAACAUUCCAACGAGUGUUUACAAAGGAUGCUAAAGGUGAACUAAAAAUGGCAUUUAAUGCUACUUUGGAAGUUAAAGCAUCACGAGAACUUAAAGUUUCCGGUGCUAUUGGACCGUGCGUUUCGUUGGGUAUAAAGGGAUCUAGUGUAGGAGAGCAAGAAGUUGGUUUAGGUGGUACAUGCCAAUGGAAAUUUUGUUCUUUAACACCAUCAACCACAACAGCAAUUUUCUUUGAAGUUGUAAAUCAACAUACUGCGCCGAUUCCACAGGGUGGCAGAGGUUGCAUUCAAUUCAUUACACAAUAUCAACAUAGUAGUGGACAACGAAGAAUUAGAGUUACAACUAUAGCUAGAAAUUGGGCAGAUGCAUCUACGUCAUUUCAUCAUAUAAGUGCAGGCUUUGAUCAAGAAGCAGCUGCAGUUCUUAUGUCACGUUUAGCUGUCUUUAAAGCUGAAAGUGAUGAUGGUCCUGAUGUUCUAAGAUGGGUGGACAGAAUGCUUAUAAGACUUUGUCAAAAGUUUGGUGAAUAUUCUAAAGAUGAUCCAAAUAGUUUUAGACUCGCAGAGAACUUUUCGUUAUAUCCACAAUUUAUGUAUCAUUUACGUAGAUCCCAAUUUUUACAAGUAUUUAACAAUUCACCAGAUGAAACAAGCUUUUAUAGGCACAUGCUAAUGCGUGAAGAUUUGACAAAUUCUUUGAUAAUGGUACAACCCAUUUUAUAUAGUUAUGGAUUUGGAGGUCCACCUGAACCCGUGUUACUUGAUACUUCGUCGAUUCAACCAGAUAGAAUUUUAUUGAUGGACACAUUUUUCCAGAUCCUCAUAUUUCAUGGAGAAACUAUAGCACAAUGGCGACAAUUAAAAUAUCAAGAUUUACCAGAAUAUGAGAACUUCCGUCAGUUAUUAGCAGCACCGGUUGAUGAUGCUGCUGAAAUACUUAGUGGAAGAUUUCCAGCACCUAGAUAUAUUGAUACAGAACAAGGAGGCUCGCAAGCUAGAUUCUUGUUGAGCAAAGUAAAUCCCAGUCAGACUCAUAAUAACAUGUAUGCCUAUGGAGCGGGGAUGCCGUUACCCAGUGGGGAAAGUGGAGCUCCUGUUUUAACUGAUGAUGUCAGUCUGCAAGUAUUUAUGGAACAUUUAAAGAAGUUGGCUGUUUCUUCUACAGCAUAAAUCUUAUAUGGAUAUCUAUCUUAGAAUUAUUAAUUUCUAUGCAUAUUAUACAUUUUUCAGCCUCACUAGCAUUAUUAGAAAUUAUUAAUUUUUUAUAUUUGAUAGAGUAUCAAGUAUAUUAAAUAUAUAAAAUAAGUUUUGUAAAUUUGUCAAAAGAAUUUUGGAACAUGCAAUUUAUUUAAAACUUAAAUGUAUACAGUAAUCCACAUAAUGUAUUUUUCUGUCUUAUGAUUUUAAGAUCAAUAAUUGUUGUUUAUAUAAAUAUAAGAUUGUAUUAAUAAUAUAGAAUACUGUUAAUAUUA